UAAAGCUUCUAAGUAGUACUAGUACGUGAGCUUCUCUAUCACUAGUGCAUGUGUGCGUGUGUUCACUGAUUCAACUACAUGUAUGUGCAGCAGCUGCAUCUUCUCUCUUUGCUGCUCUCCAAUUCUCUUCGCUUGAUCCUGGGAAGCUAGAUACCCCGUAGUCUAGCUAACACGUCUGACUUCGAGGCGACAACCAGAGGAGCCGGCGGCGACUACCCGAUCCAAGAGCGGGGGGGCGGGGAUGUAGCCAUGCCGGACGUCUUCUUGAUGCCGCCGCCUCCGCCGCCUCUGCCAGCCGGCGAGCCGCGGGACGAAUAGCCAGUGGCGCCGCCGAUGCCACCGGCCGAGACCGUGGUGGCAACUGUCCUAGUUCCCGCGGUCCGCAUUCCCAUGCGCCGCUAUCUGGAGAAGGCAGCCUCGGCGCCGCGGCCGCAGGCGACCGGCGCCUUGAGCUCGUCAGCCCUUGACAUCGAGGCGACCAGUGCCGCGCCCGCAGGCUGGGUACGCGGGGGUAGAACUGGCGCCCUAAACGAGGCGUCCCUUGACGUCCAGGCCAAGCUCCGGGUGGAGGCAGUGGCACUCAAGCGCUGCAACGAGGCCUACUUGGAGUCGCGCACCGCCAUCCGAGAUUAUCAUAACCUCCGCGCGACCGCCUACAACUCCAAGGUUCGGGAGCUGGAGGCGCAGACGGCCCAUCUCGCUGAAAGCCGGCAUAAAGGCUAAUGCCGACGUGCAGCAGCAGUUGGGCGAAGUCAAGACCGCCCUUCGUGGCAAGGAGGCGGAGUGCAGCAAGCUGGCGGAGGAGCGGGACCGCCUGGCCGCCCAACUUGCCUAACAGGCGAAAAACCUCAAGGCGGCCCAGCUGAAGGUGGAGACGGCAGAGACCAGCCUCCUUGCCGAGUUUGAGCUCGAGGGCUCUGCCUAGGCCGACAAGGAGGCCUAGGUGACGGCAUGCUUCAGCAGCAUUGAGGACUUGGUCGAUGGUAAGCCCUAUUCUCUUAGUUUCUUGUCUUGAGUUAUCAGUCCUUUUUUUAUAACCUUGGCCUUUUUCUUCCUCUGCCCGGACAAACAUCUUCCCGGGCCAUUCUGUAGCCGCCACCCAGAUGAUUGAGGCCCAAUGCGAGGAGCAAAGGGCAGAGGGUGCGCAGAUCACCGCUGAUGCCCCCCGGACCCUUGCUGAAUAGGUCCUCAGCAUUCAGGCCCGGCUUCGGCCCGCUCACCGCUUGCUACGUCGCCUGCAGUGCAUCGGAGCCUAGGCGGUCUCUGCCCUCUGGACAGGCUUGCCGGCCCCACGCACCCCAAGUCGGACUACCGACUGGCUGGAGGUGGCGGCGGGCCACCUGGAGGCCUAGAAGGGCUCAGCAGCCCGGGCAGGAGCGCGCUGGGCCUUGGAAUUCGUCAAGGCGUGGUACCCUGGGCUAGAUCUAGCCCAGUUAGCCACGUUUCGACUGGAGGCGCAGGAGGAGCUGGUGGCGGUGGAAGCUGAGCUUGUCAGCAGGGCAGUGGCGAUCGCCGAGUUCACCGACACCAGCGUCUUCGUCCCGGAGGUGGUCGAGGAAGGCGGUGAAGCUCCGCAUGAAUGGCUUGGGCUAAACCCAGAAGACAGCAAAGACUCCGCCGAAGUCAUCGCCUCCAGCGACGAGGGGGAGGACGGGGAGGAGGAAGAGGAGGAGGAGGAGGAGGAGGAGGAGGAGGAGGAGGAAGACGAGAGCGACGUCGACAUGCCGGAGGUCGAGGCGGACGGUCAGCCCCAACCUGACCGGGCCUCAAGCAACGAGCCACGCAUCGAGGUGCCGCCCGCUACUGGAGGCGUUCAAGUGGGGGUGGACCUGCCGCCCGUUCCUCCGACGGAUGCUACCGACUUCGUCCUCCAGCACUCCAAUGCUCCGCCUGCUGCCAGCGAUCCCUCUGCUCAGACGGAGCCGCCUGCCGCGCCAGGUGGCAUGGCCGACUCCAAUGUUCAGUUAGAGCCCUUGGCCACGCCAUCCGGCACCGGCCAGUCGGAGCCUUCUGCCGCGCCAACCGGCACCGCUCAGCCGGAGUCCUCUGCUGCGCCUUAGGAUUUUUUCUGUUUUCUGCUUGCUACUUUGAACACUUUGGUUAAAUUCGCACAAUUCCACCCGCGAGGUGUAUAUCAAACUCUAUUUGAAUGCUGGCCAGAGGCCUUUAUCCAUGUAAAAAUAUUUUAUCA
Messenger RNA from Triticum aestivum (bread wheat), 2191 nucleotides. RefSeq lists its product as uncharacterized. The transcript has 3 exons. NCBI's taxonomy places the organism in Eukaryota, Viridiplantae, Streptophyta, Magnoliopsida, Poales, Poaceae. The record is from RefSeq and is a predicted model, not a curated record. Bases 334 to 723 code for a protein of 129 amino acids.